AUGUUUGACUUAGAGCUUGUUCGAGAAGAAGUAAACUGGUUGCCAGUUGAUGUCGCUGAGCUGGUAGUUCCUGUCACUGAUGCAACUGGAGUCUCGGUGCUCGUGGUUUCUGACCCGCUAGACGUUGUACCACUAGUGGCACUGGAAGGCGAGGCCGACCCUCCAGCCGUGGUAGAAUCGGAGGAUGACACCAAGUCAACAGCGCUUGAGCUGGAUGUGCUAGGCGACUCGGUGGAAGCAGUGGCCGAUGUUGCAGCAGUAGCAGAAGUUGUGCAAGAUAGACUUGUGGAAAUAGAAGCCGUUGUUACUGUCGUCGAGCUUGCCAUAGUAGAUUGGGGGCUGCUUGUCUGGUUUACGUCCUGUCCCGCGCAUGACUGA
Messenger RNA from Fonsecaea nubica, 378 nucleotides. RefSeq lists its product as hypothetical. Bases 1 to 378 code for a protein of 125 amino acids. NCBI's taxonomy places the organism in Eukaryota, Fungi, Ascomycota, Eurotiomycetes, Chaetothyriales, Herpotrichiellaceae. The transcript has 2 exons. The record is from RefSeq and is a predicted model, not a curated record.